Messenger RNA from Heterobasidion irregulare TC 32-1, 1512 nucleotides. RefSeq lists its product as uncharacterized. Bases 1 to 1059 code for a protein of 352 amino acids. The transcript is spliced from 7 exons. Gene Ontology annotation, molecular function: dioxygenase activity. Lineage: Eukaryota; Fungi; Basidiomycota; Agaricomycetes; Russulales; Bondarzewiaceae. The record is from RefSeq and is a predicted model, not a curated record.
AUGCCCGGUACUGUCUCGUUCCCCGAUUUCCCAGACGACGUUCCGACUGUCCCGCUAUUGAUCAUUGACUAUGCUUUGAUCAAAGCGGGGGAUGAGAAGGAGAUCGACAGACUGUGGAAAGCCGCUACCGAACUUGGCUUCUGGUACCUGAAAAAUCACGGAGUUGAUGAUGAAGUGGUUGGCAUGUUCGACAUGGGCGCGGAGACGAUGGACUUGCCUCUGAGAGAGAAGAUGAAGUAUGAGCAGGGCGACGAGGGCAUGUCUUUCGGCUACAAGUAUAUGGGUGCGAACAUCACAGAUGAAAGAGGGACUCCGGAUAUCAACGAAGUCAUCAAUAUCUCCAAGGACGAUGUCAUGAGCUGGCCCACUCCGACGCACCGCACUUACCCGUCAACAGUCAAUGCGCGGAUGGAGUCGACAAUCAUUCCAUUCGUCCGCAAGUCCCUCGAUGUGACCAACACUCUCCUGAAUGUCUUGAACGAUCGUCUUGGACUUCCCAGAGGCGCUAUCGCUAAGAGGCACAGCGUGAUGGAAUACAGCGGAUGCGAAGCUAGGUGCAUCAAAUCGCCAAAAACCAUGGAUAUACCUUCGGAUAGCGCGCUGCUCGGGGCACACACAGACUUUGGUUCCUUGUCGUUUCUUCAUAACCGACUCGGCGGUCUACAGGUCCUUACGCCUGGCGCAGACACCUGGAAAUAUGUGAAACCUAUUCCUGGGCAUGCGAUCUGUAAUCUCGGGGAUGCCAUGGUUAUUUUCAGUGGCGGAAUUCUGCGUUCGAACCUUCACCGCGUCGUUCCGCCUCCCAAGCAGCAAGCAGCUUAUGACCGCUGGUCUCUAGUAUUCUUCUUACGCCCGGGAAAGUCGUGGAAGAUGGCACCCCUCUCCGAGGAAAGUGAUAUGAUCGCAGAAGCUGUGGCCAAAGCGCCCCCGGGCAAGUAUGAUACUGACGAAACAGCUGGAUCAUGGCAGGCUAGGAGGGUCAAGAAUCGGAGGAUGGCCAAUCGCAAGGGUCCCGAGACUUGGUUGGCGAGCAAGGGAACUGAAUAUCGAUCGAUCUGAGGUUGAGUGGGCCGUCUUGUGAGAUAUCUGACGCAAGAACCAUACGAUUGGCAUGACUUGUGACCCUGGCAGUUUAAAAUAUGUACGAAUCAAGGACAUUAGUAUUUCAAGACCUAUCUGAAGCACGAGUGACGAUGAACAGUGCUGAUAUUAUAGUGCAGUCAGGCUUAUUUGGGUGGGCGUAGAAACGCUUGCCCUCAGAUACUAAAUAAAUUAACCACCGAACAAAGAUACCUGUUACCGCUCCCACCAGGUGUGAAGAUAGGAAGGCAAGUAUCCUCAAUUUGGAUCCCCACCAUGAAUUUAGAGAUGAGGUCAGCCAAACUCACCUCCUCGUCAUGAGGAUGUAUUGGCCGCCUGAGGGAAUCUAGUACAGCGUAGCGCCAGUUGUAGCGGAUCGGGGCCCAUCGGGGCAUACUGUACCUCCAGAUGAUACGUUCGACUUUUCCAGCU